AUGGCUAGAAUUGAGCCACAAAGUUCAACAAGAAGAAAAGAAAGACUGCCUUCCUUCUUCAAGGUCUUAAUUGGCGACUUCUCUAGCCAGUUGAGGAUCCCACCGAAGUUUGCAAAGCAUCUUGAGAGUAAUCUGAAUCAAACGUUUCGAGUCCGGAAUUCUGCAGGGGACUGCUGGUAUGUUCGCAUUGAAAGGAAUCAGAACAUUCUGUGUCUUACAGAAGGUUGGAGGGAAUUUGUGCAAGAUAAUGCUCUAGAGCUUGGAGACUUUCUAAUUUUUUCAUGCUCUGGGAUUUCAGACUUUGAUGUCACCGUAUAUGGAAAAGAUUGUUGUGAAAAGAAUGCGGUUGCUGCAGAUGAAAAGAAAACAAAAUCUCCUUCCUCUGAAGGAAAUCAAAAUGAGGUUGAUCAACCAGUCAGGAAGGAUAAGAAGUGUGGCACGAAUGUUAAACCGAUUGGCGUGGACUCUGAUAGUGACAUUGAACAUGAAAUUAGCACGAGUAGCUUACAAGAUCAGCAGCAGAGUCUGUGUCGAAAGGAAAGUCAAGAAAAAUCUCGGGCUUUCGAAGCCAUUGAAUUUGUCUCUAAGCAUCCAUCGUUUCAAGUUCGUAUGCAAAAAUCUUAUUUGCAACAUGGUUUUUUGAAUCUACCAAAAAGGUACUUGAUGGAGUUCACUAAAGGGGCAAAACAGAAUGUAACACUUAGGAUUUCAAAAAAAACCUGGUCAGUGAAAUUGACACCCUCAGGACACCAUCUAAGGUUACGAGAGGGUUGGAGGGCAUUUGCGAAAAGCAAUUCUCUCAAGAUAGGUGAUAUUUGCAUCUUUGAAGUGUUAGAGGGGACUGCUCUUGAGCUACAAGCUUGCGGCAGCAAAAGGAUCAAACGGAAUAAUCCAGCAAAAGGUCGAUUGUUCAGAGCAGGUUCAAUGGACAUUAUAAAGCAAGGGAAGAAAAAAAUAACAACUGGUAGAGACUAA
Molecule: messenger RNA, 975 nt
Organism: Dovyalis caffra
Lineage: Eukaryota; Viridiplantae; Streptophyta; Magnoliopsida; Malpighiales; Salicaceae
Source: the annotation of a GenBank genome assembly